Molecule: messenger RNA, 1711 nt
Organism: Miniopterus natalensis
Lineage: Eukaryota; Metazoa; Chordata; Mammalia; Chiroptera; Miniopteridae
Gene: FLYWCH2
Product: FLYWCH family member 2
Source: RefSeq, a predicted model, not a curated record
UUUUUUGUAGACCAAAUAUAAACACUUUAAAACCUUGUUAUAGCCUUUUUCGCCCCUUGUGUCCUCUUUUUUUAUCCGAAAAAUAGCUCAUUUUAAGAAGCAGCAUCUCUAUCUUGUGGCCUUCUAGAAUACUGUUGCUUAAGGUUUAAAUUGAAGUUUAUGCAAUUGCAGGAGUAAAUUGAAUUGUGCUCUGCCACUUUAUAAGGGUCCUUCCAUCUGGUCUCUAGGCUGGUGGUUUCUACCCUAAUAAAUGAAAAGAAAACAGGAAAUAAAAUUAUUUGAAAGUUCUGCUUGUUGCUGUGAAAAAGAAUGUAUGUAGAAAACAAUGCAGAAAUGAAAGCAGUUUGUGAUAGGAGGUGGGAUUAUGCAGAUUUACUAUUGUUUAAUGUAUUCUAUAUCACUUUAUCAAUUAAAUAUUUCAACAUUUUUAUAUAACCUCAAUAUAAUCUAUCUCAUUGCCUUCCUUUGGUUAGAAAACUAAAUCGGGAUAAAUUAAUGGUGUUUCGGCAAUGUAGAGGAGCAGUUCAUUGUGCAGGUGUAUGUUUUCCAACUGGUAGCUCUUGGAUGAAGGCGGUUUUUACAAGCAUUUUCAUAUUUUUAAAAUUUGGAUGAUGAUCUAAAGAAAAAAAAUCCAUAUAAGCCUAUUCGGGUUCCCCUGGAUGACAAGCAGAGCUUUUGGGACGGGGGUGGCAUUUGUACUGAGAUCCAGCCGGAAUGAGGGCUCCUUUCUGAGUCAACAGCCCUUAGUUUCACAUGCAGGCCUUGCGUGCUCCUGCCCUCCAGGGACAUGCUCUCGGUUUGGAUGGGCAUGGAAGUUUGGCAUCAAGAUGUAGAGGCCCAGCCCACACGGCUCAGCAGUUGAGCAGCUACCUAUGAUCCAGGAGAUUGCCGUUGGAUUCCCGUCCAGAAGCCAGGGAGCCCUCAGUGACCACGGAUUCUCUGGACAACUCCACAGCCCUGUCCCUGCUCAGCCGAGGCAGCACCAGCACCAGCUCAAGCACAAGGGCAGAGCCCCUGGACUGCCAGGGAGAAGGGGGAUAAAUCCAUCUACUGGGGCCCAAGUGUGCUCUGCGGGACAGGCCAUCAGUCCCAAAAUGCCCCUGCCUGAGCCUAGUGAGCAGGAGGGCGCGAGUGUGAAGGCCGGCCAGGAGCCGUCCCCUGAGUCCCCUGAGCCGGGCACAGAUGUCGUCCCCACAGCUCCCAGGAAGCCCAGGAAGUUCUCCAAACUGGUCCUGCUGACAGCCUCCAAAGACAGUGACAAAGUGGCUGCAGCCAAGCGCAAAGGAGUGCAUUGCAUCAUGUCUCUGGGGGUGCCGGGCCCUAACACCCUCGCCAAGGCCCUCCUCACAAUCCAUCCUGAGGCCCAGCGUGCCAUUGAGGCAGCCCCCCAGGAGCCUGAACAGAAACGCAGGAAGCUGGACACAGAAGGAAAAGAAGAAGGAAGGUUGGCAGGGGGGCCUGCCCCCAGUCCCACAGUGGGCAGGGAGGAGUCCUCUGUGGGGCCCAGCAAGGCUCCGUAACCCUGACAACUGCAGGCGCAGCGUCCUUGGUGGGUCAGUGAACUUGGCUGUGACUUCUGCCUGGAGCCCAGUUCCUGACUGAUUUUCACUCUCAACAUUGUGUAAUGUUUUUCAGCUCUAUUGCAAGUUACUUUUGUAAGCAGAAAAAGAAAAGAAAAAUCAAAACAAAAUAAAAUAACCUAUAUGCUAGA